Aethalodelphis obliquidens (Pacific white-sided dolphin) is the source of this 2598-nucleotide messenger RNA. RefSeq names its product molybdenum cofactor synthesis 1 (gene MOCS1). The coding region runs from base 375 to 2024 and encodes 549 amino acids. Lineage: Eukaryota; Metazoa; Chordata; Mammalia; Artiodactyla; Delphinidae. Gene Ontology annotation, biological process: Mo-molybdopterin cofactor biosynthetic process. The transcript is spliced from 13 exons. The record is from RefSeq and is a predicted model, not a curated record. Gene Ontology annotation, molecular function: 4 iron, 4 sulfur cluster binding; cyclic pyranopterin monophosphate synthase activity; GTP 3',8'-cyclase activity.
CAGUGUCCCGGAUGCUGCGGCGGGUCCUGAGGUCCAGCGUCCGGAGCUGCAGCUCGGGCGCUCUAGUGACGCAGCCACACCCCGGGGAGCCCUCCCAACCUGCCGUGGAGUGGGAUGGACUAGCCCAUCUGUACGCAGUAGGGGAGGGCACAGAAUGUCCUUAGGAGAAUCUCAGAGUGUCUACGCUCCAGAGCUGUUUGGGGGUCGGCCUUUAUCAUUCAGAUCAAAGGCCCAAGGUGCCGUCCGGACGGAGGCGGUUCCUGAGGGAGCACGCGGCCCCCUUCUCUGCCUUCCUCACCGACAGCUUCGGCCGGCGCCACAGCUACCUGCGGAUCUCCCUCACUGAGAAGUGCAACCUCAGAUGUCAAUACUGCAUGCCCGAGGAGGGUGUCCCUCUGACCCCCAAGGCGGACCUGCUGACCACAGAGGAGAUCCUAACCCUGGCCCGCCUCUUUGUGAAAGAAGGUGUAGACAAGAUCCGACUCACGGGCGGGGAGCCGCUCAUUCGGCCGGACGUGGUGGACAUCGUGGCACAGCUCCACCAGCUGGAAGGGCUGAGGACCAUUGGCGUCACCACCAACGGCAUCAACCUAGCCCGGCUGCUGCCGCAGCUUCAGGAAGCUGGCCUCAGUACCAUCAACAUCAGCCUGGACACGCUGGUACCAGCCAAGUUUGAGUUCAUCGUCCGCAGGAAAGGCUUCCGCAAGGUCAUGGAGGGCAUCCACAAGGCCAUUGAGCUGGGCUACAGUCCUGUGAAGGUGAACUGUGUGGUGAUGCGAGGCCUGAAUGAGGACGAACUCCUGGACUUCGUGGCCUUGACCGAGGGCCUUCCCCUGGACGUGCGCUUCAUAGAGUACAUGCCCUUUGACGGCAACAAGUGGAACUUCAAGAAGAUGGUCAGCUACAAGGAGAUGCUGGACACCCUCAGGCAGCAGUGGCCGGAGCUGGAGAAGCUGCCGGAGGAGGAAUCCAGCACAGCCAAGGCCUUUAAAAUCCCUGGCUUCCGAGGCCGAGUCAGCUUCAUCACGUCCAUGUCUGAGCAUUUCUGUGGGACGUGCAACCGCCUGCGAAUCACAGCUGACGGGAACCUCAAGGUCUGCCUCUUUGGGAACUCAGAGGUAUCUCUACGGGAUCACCUGCGGGCGGGGGCCUCUGAGGAGGAGCUGCUGCGCAUCAUUGGGGCUGCCGUGGGCAGGAAGAAGCGGCAGCAUGCAGGCAUGUUCAGUAUUUCCCAGAUGAAGAACCGGCCCAUGAUCCUCAUCGAGUUAUUUUUGAUGUGCCAAGAUUCCCCACCAGCCGUUCCAAGCAUCUCCUUCAGGGACUCCCUCCAUGUUCAGGGUCGGAGAUACAGAGUGAGUUUCUCCAGCCAGACGGUGACUUUGUGGAAAGGGGGCUGGCCCCCCCAGACCCCUCUCCUCGCCCAGCGGUGGCUGGCAUCUGGGCUCCCUCAGAGACAUUACAGUUCCCACCUCGACUCAGAUGCCAACCCAAAGUGCCUUAGCCCAGAGCCCCGGGCUCCUGCCACCCCAUCAGGACCUCUGCCCACCUCAGACCAACUGACCCACGUGGACAGGGAAGGACAGGCGGCUAUGGUAGACGUGGGUGGGAAGCCAGACACAGAGCGGGUGGCCGUGGCCUCAGCCGUGGUCCUCCUGGGGCCUGUGGCCUACAAGCUCGUCCAGGAGAACCAGCUAAAGAAGGGAGACGCCCUGGUGGUGGCGCAGCUGGCAGGCGUCCAGGCGGCCAAGCUGACCAGCCAGCUGAUCCCGCUGUGCCACCACGUGGCCCUGAGCCACGUGCAGGUGCAGCUGGAGCUGGACGGCACACGCCACGCCGUGGUGGUCCGGGCGUCCUGCCGGGCUCGGGGCCCCACUGGGGUGGAGAUGGAGGCCCUGACCUCCGCUGCCGUGGCCGCCCUCGCCCUGUAUGACAUGUGCAAGGCUGUCAGCAGGGACAUCGUGUUGGCGGAGAUCAAGCUCGUCAGCAAGACCGGGGGUCAGCGGGGGGACUUCCAUCGGACGUAGAGCUCCUGCCCCCUCUCACCCCUGGCCCAGCGAGGUCAAGAGAUGGGAUGAGAUUUCAGCCAAGGGAAAGAUGUCAAGUUCCUUUCACCCCGCCACCAGUUACCUUCAACCGGUAGGAACCCCAGGUCAGCCCACCCCUCUACUGCUCGAUGACCUACACUGACCUGCGAGGUUUCCUUUCUUCCGAGAGGAAACCAGCAGGCCCGUCAGCCUUCCUGGACCCUAACUAAGGUCGUGGGAGGGGGCUGGCCGCAGCAAGCAAGGCUAGAUAACCCCCGAAUCACACUGAGUGACUUGUGGACUCUCUCCGACAAUGGAGCCCAUAACCUCCCCUUCCCUCUUGGGUUUCCUCUUCUCCUUCCUUCCCCGGGAGGGAACCAAGGGCUCCCAAGCAGGGGCCUCGUGGGCCACAGCCCUGAGGCCUCCUGACCAAGCACACCUCCCACACCUGCCCCGCGCAUGGCCUUUCCACCUGCACCCCUUCGUCCUGGGACACACCAGGGGAGGAGGAGCAAUGGCGCUUGCCUUCACCCACACGGUGCACCAAAUAAAGCCACGAUGCCCAUUUGGGGGA